Molecule: messenger RNA, 804 nt
Organism: Cuscuta europaea
Lineage: Eukaryota; Viridiplantae; Streptophyta; Magnoliopsida; Solanales; Convolvulaceae
Source: the annotation of a GenBank genome assembly
GGACAGACAGGAUUAAUUUCCAUAUAGGAAAUAGGGUGGUGAGUUUCAGAAAAAAUCAUUUGGCAUUAAUAACAGGAUUUAAGAUGGGAGGAGAGAAGCCUAUAGUACCUGGAGAUGACAGUAUAGGUGACAUAUGGAAAAGAUUUUUUAAGAGAAGGACUAAUGUUUCAAGGGCUGAUAUAACAAGGGCUUUUGAGAAGUUUGAUAAUAUACCUGUGUAAAAGGAACCCAUAGAUAGGGUUAAGCUGGCACUACUUAAUUUGAUUGCAAAUUUUUUCAUUGGGAACCAGAAGUCAGUGAAAUGUCCACCAAUGUACAUCAACAUGGUAGAUGAUCGGGAUUUAGUGAAGCAAUAUCCAUGGGGAGAUGAAAUGUGGAGAGAUUUAUUGGAAAAAGUGCCUAAGUGGACACAGAAUAUUAUAAAGGCAACAAAAGAUAGAUUCACCUUUCGAGGUUUUGUUUUUGCACUGCAAAUAUGGGCAUUUGAAAGCUUCCCGGCUCUUAGGUUAGCAAAUGUUUGUACGGUAGAGGAAGGCAGAAGAUCAAUGUGGCCAAGACUGUUGAAGUGGUCAGUACCAAAAAAGACAAACAUUGCUACACUAGCAGAUGCCAUAUUUCAGAAUGAAGAGUUUGAGUAUCAACCAAUGAAACCAACUGAAGAGGAACUUAAGAUUCUAGAAAUACAGGAGUUGUAUAGAAAAAAGGCAGUAAAGUUACCCAAAGGAGGCAAUCUUACUUUGAAGCAUCACCUAUCAAAAGAAGAAACAGGCUUUGCUAUUCAUGCACUUGAAAAGGCAAUUUCAG